AGUUGAGUAAAAAAACUCGUCGCUUUUUGAUGACGUAAGCAAAAGGACGCCUUUAUUUUGCGUAAUUUCCCUCUCCACAUCCUUUUCUACGUAGCGUCGAGAGGGACAAGCCGCAAAAAUGAGUAAGGUGUCCAGGGAUGCGCUGUACGAUGCCGUGAAGGAGGUCCUGCAGGGCUCCCUUACCAAGCAAAGGAAGUUCACAGAGUCGGUGGAGCUGCAGAUCAGCUUGAAAAAUUAUGAUCCCCAGAAGGACAAGCGUUUCUCCGGCACUGUCAGGCUGAAGACUCUCCCCAGGCCCAAAUUCUCCGUCUGCGUCCUGGGAGACCAGCAGCAUUGUGACGAAGCCAAAGCUGCUGAGCUGCCCCACAUGGACAUUGAGGCUCUCAAGAAGCUCAACAAGAACAAGAAGAUGGUCAAGAAGCUCGCCAAAAAGUACGAUGCCUUCCUGGCCUCAGAGUCUCUGAUCAAGCAGAUCCCUCGUAUCCUCGGUCCUGGUCUCAACAAGGCUGGCAAGUUCCCCUCCCUGCUCACCCACAAUGAGAACCUGAACACCAAAGUGGACGAGGUCAAAUCCACCAUCAAAUUCCAGAUGAAGAAGGUGCUGUGUCUGGCUGUAGCUGUAGGACACGUGAAGAUGACAGAGGAUGAGCUUGUGUACAACAUCCACCUGGCCGUCAACUUCCUCGUGUCUCUGCUGAAGAAGAACUGGCAGAACGUGCGUGCGCUCUACGUGAAGAGCACCAUGGGCAAACCCCAACGCCUCUACUAAGACUGCUUUUCUAUCAAUAAAAAUGUGGAGAUGCUCAAA
Messenger RNA from Pungitius pungitius (ninespine stickleback), 808 nucleotides. RefSeq names its product ribosomal protein L10a (gene rpl10a). Lineage: Eukaryota; Metazoa; Chordata; Actinopteri; Perciformes; Gasterosteidae. Bases 119 to 769 code for a protein of 216 amino acids. The record is from RefSeq and is a predicted model, not a curated record. Gene Ontology annotation, molecular function: RNA binding; structural constituent of ribosome. Gene Ontology annotation, cellular component: cytosolic large ribosomal subunit. Gene Ontology annotation, biological process: maturation of LSU-rRNA; translation. The transcript is spliced from 6 exons.